Messenger RNA from Charadrius vociferus (killdeer), 1734 nucleotides. It is a transcript of the gene FOXN1, whose product is annotated as forkhead box N1. Gene Ontology annotation, biological process: regulation of transcription by RNA polymerase II. NCBI's taxonomy places the organism in Eukaryota, Metazoa, Chordata, Aves, Charadriiformes, Charadriidae. Gene Ontology annotation, molecular function: transcription cis-regulatory region binding; DNA-binding transcription factor activity, RNA polymerase II-specific. The coding region runs from base 1 to 1734 and encodes 577 amino acids. The record is from RefSeq and is a predicted model, not a curated record. The transcript is spliced from 9 exons.
AUGGCACCAGUUUUCCUGGUUCCUAUCAAGGGGAUCUUUGACGACCUAAGCGAGCGGUGUUGCGGUGUCGGGAGCUACAACCGUACUGAAAAAUUCAGACGGUACAGUUACGAGGAAAGUACUGUAGGAAAUUAUGACAGGUUUCUCAAGAGCAGCAGAAACCCCUUUCACCCGUACAAGAGGCAGAUCAGCGAAGAGGUCUUCCAGGAAGCACAUCAAGCCCUCCCGCCGGAGAGUUCCCCCUUCAAAAACACCAGAAGCAUCGAUGGUUUUGAGGGUCUACCAGGAUCUACAGGUCCUGACGAGUCAGAGUCAUUUCCUACGCACAUUCCGAACAUCUCCACCGAACAACCCUGGUGUAACAGCCUCCAGUACAGCACCACAGGGCAAGAUCACAGUUCACAAGUCAUGCAGGAUUCAGACAUGAAGCUCAGGACAUCCCCGCUGGAAGGGCAGCCUGGUUUGUAUUGCUACCAGCCCCCAGUGCAGCAGAUGUACUGCCCCUCGCAUCCUUUCCAUCAGUAUCCCUCCGGAGGCAGCUACCCUGUGACUUAUAUCACUUCUUCACACUACCCGUACCAAAGAAUCGCUCCUCAAAGCAGCCAAGAAUCCCAGCAGCCUCUAUUUCCCAAACCCAUCUACUCCUACAGCAUCCUGAUCUUCAUGGCACUCAAAAACAGCAAGACAGGGAGCUUGCCAGUCAGUGAGAUUUACAAUUUCAUGACGGAACACUUUCCUUACUUUAAGACAGCUCCAGAUGGCUGGAAGAAUUCUGUGCGCCACAACUUAUCUUUGAACAAAUGCUUUGAGAAAGUUGAAAACAAGUCGGGCAAUUCUUCUCGGAAAGGCUGUUUGUGGGCUCUGAAUCCGGCCAAAAUUGAUAAGAUGCAGGAGGAGCUUCAGAAAUGGAAGAGGAAAGACCCAGUUGCUGUAAGGAAGAGUAUGGCAAAGCCAGAAGAACUUGACACACUGAUCGGCGACAAAAGUGAAAAGCUGAGAUCUUCCAUCAUGUCCUGCAGCCCGACGGGGGUUGCCAGUGCCUCCCUCUCCAGGCAGAUGGCAGUCCAGCCCCAUUCCUUGGUGGAACCUUCUCUUUCCUCCGGCAUCCCACAGCCCUUGCACAGCAUCCCCGCCUCGGGACCUCUACAUGUCAAGACCCCAGUACCAAAUUUGCUCGGGGGGCAGCAAACCGCCUGCUACCCAUCACCCCAGGGGUUUCCGCACAUCUCCACUACACUGAUGCAACAGCCACCUGAGCCUCAGACCCUCUUUCCUUCUGGGGAGGCUCAAAGCGAGCUCGCAACUCAGCCCCGCGCCCCCCAGGACUCGCCGCUGCCGGCGCAGACCCCCCCCGGCUGCGGGGCGAGGGGGUCCCCAGCCCGCACAGCGCCGGGCACGCUGCUGCAAGAGGGGGAGCUCAGCAAUGACAUCGAUGCUCUGAAUCCGUCCCUGACUGAUUUUGAUCUCCAAGGAAACCUUUGGGAGGAGCUGAAAGACGACAGCCUCGCCGUGGAUCCCCUGGUUCUCAUUUCAGCAUCCCCAACGUCUUCCCCGUGUUUCCCUCCCCACUGCCAACUGGAGACGGGCGCCAACGGCGGCGUCCAGAGCGGAGCUCCGCACGGCACUCUGCCCGACCUACAGCUCACCACGCUCUACUCCGCCUUCAUGGAGCUGGACACAGUGUCUCCUGCCUACCUAAGUAAUCCUGGAUCCAAACCGAUAGCGCUAAUGUGA